Molecule: messenger RNA, 2024 nt
Organism: Carassius carassius (crucian carp)
Lineage: Eukaryota; Metazoa; Chordata; Actinopteri; Cypriniformes; Cyprinidae
Product: gap junction gamma-1 protein-like
Exons: 3
Coding region: 185-1342 (385 amino acids)
Biological process (GO): cell communication
Cellular component (GO): connexin complex
Source: RefSeq, a predicted model, not a curated record
GCUCACGUGGUUUGGCUUCCAAACAGUGUAUCAACGUGGAAACGAGGGGUUGGAAGUAAAUUGUAAAACAGGUGACACGCUAGUGUGGGAGGUUUGGUCAAACAUAUAAGUAUUGUCAACAGCUGAGCACCGGUGCACUAAUCAUCUGUUAGACGAAGAUCAGGUCUCUUGUGUUGGUGGCAACAUGAGUUGGAGCUUCUUAACACGCUUGCUUGAUGAGAUCUCCAACCAUUCCACAUUUGUGGGAAAGAUCUGGCUGACACUCCUUAUUAUCUUCCGAAUCGUUCUGACAGUGGUAGGCGGUGAGACCAUCUAUCAAGAUGAACAGAGCAAGUUUGUAUGCAAUACUGCACAACCCGGUUGUGAAAAUGUAUGUUAUGAUGCAUUUGCCCCUCUAUCACAUGUCCGAUUCUGGGUUUUUCAAAUCAUUAUGAUCACCACUCCGUCCAUUAUGUACCUGGGCUUUGCCAUGCACAAAAUCGCUCGAAUGGCUGAUGAUGAAUACCGACCACGCAAGCGCAAACUGCUGUCUAUGGUUCAUCGAGGUGUGAGCCGUGACUAUGACCAGGCUUACGAAAUGGAUGAUGAAGUUCCCAUGAUCUUGGAGGAGAUUGAGCCCUCUGAAAAGGAUAGUAAAGUGGCAGCUGCAGCAAAGUCUGCCCCUGCAUCCGAUGCUAAGUCUGCAAAGCAUGACGGCCGUCGUCGCAUCAAGAGAGAUGGUCUCAUGAAGGUGUAUGUGUUGCAGUUGAUCUCUCGCAUUGCCUUUGAGGUAGCCUUCCUUUUUGGCCAGUAUGUUUUGUAUGGUUUUGAAGUUGUGCCAUCGUACAUUUGCACCCGAAGCCCAUGCCCACACACUGUGGAUUGCUUUGUCUCACGUCCCACUGAAAAGACUAUCUUCUUGGUCAUCAUGUAUGUUGUCAGUAUACUCUGCCUGGCGCUGACUGUGCUGGAAAUCCUUCAUCUGGGAAUUAGUGGUGUGAGGGACACUCUUCGUAGUCGAUCGACUCGGAGGCUCCCCAUACACAGGUCAUCCACAUCCACUAUCUGCCACCGCCUUGCCAGUGCACCCCCGGGAUAUCAGGCUGUCCUGAAAAAGGACUCCACUGGCAAGCUUAAGGCUGAAUUCGUGGGAGAGUCGGGACGGGAGUCAUUGGAUGAUGCCAACACUGGUCUACAAAGACACCUGAAAAUGCGACAUCUGGACCAGGCGUACCACCAUGAGGAUGUAGGGGCUUCACGCAGCAGUGGUCCAGACUCUAACAGCAUUGCUGUUGAGCAAAACCGACUCAACCUAGCUCAGGAGGGCUAUGUCAGCUCCAAGGAAAAAGAGGGUCAUGCUUGAAGAGACUAACAGCUUUCCAACUCCUGGCUGUGAUGUUAUUUUUGGUGGGCAGUUGUUGAAAAGAUUUCCGGUUCAUCUUGCAUUGAAUACUCCAACUCAAGGCUGGGAUUAUUAUUGACAUGAUUUUGUAUGCUCCUCUAAAUGCAUAUCAGAAGAAGUAUUACUAACAGUAUUAAAACCAUAGCUGCCAAAAUUUAAAGACUAGAGAAACACCAGCUCUUAUAUUCCACAUUACUGUACCUUUUUUUACCAAGCAAUUAUAUUUGUUUAUAGUGUAUUUUAACAACAGCAUGAGAACAAAGACCCAUUCCCUGUGUUGGUGAAGAUAUUUAUAAAUACUGUUCAUUAUUAUCAGUUUUAGCAAAUCAGUAUUGAUUGAAGCCUUUAGCCAAAGUUCACAGAUCAUCCUGUUCAGAUUAUUACAAUGAAAUGAAAGCUGUAUUUGUCUUUGUCUGGAAAAACAGAAGUGUUUGUGUUUUGUGUUAUGUUGCUUUUUGAUUGGAGUAAAGUCCUGUGUGGUCUAAUAUUUUUGGAACAUUUUCCUGUAUGUAAAUAUCGUAGGUUGUGGGAAGACAUUUUUCGAAUGGUAGCAAGGGCACAACAAAUGUUGUCUGUUUGUCUUGUUGAUAUGCAUUUUGAGGAUUUUGUAUUUAGAAAUUUUGAAUAAAGUUAUGGCAAUGCA